AUGAAGUUCACUAACAUGUCUGCAGCUGAUAACUAUGCCUGGUUCUUUACCUAUAGGUGGUUUCAUAGCAAGUGGAGCUGGGACUCUGACGGUAAAUUCCGUAAGAGGGGGUCGUUGGAGGCAGAAGAGGAGGAGAUGGAGCCUAUGAACGACCUUUCCGACGCCGUUGAUGUUGAAGAUAUCCAUGCGGAGGAUGCUAUACUCCCGAUAACCUGCCGUGUGAAAGAUGGAGACUACUUGCACGCACGCUGCGACUAUAUUAACGGUGAAUACAACGAAUUCGUCAAGAAGAUAAAGGAGCCUUUCUGGGCGCGGUAUAGCGACUGCAUGCUAUCGUAA
Molecule: messenger RNA, 339 nt
Organism: Trichophyton benhamiae CBS 112371
Lineage: Eukaryota; Fungi; Ascomycota; Eurotiomycetes; Onygenales; Arthrodermataceae
Exons: 1
Coding region: 1-339 (112 amino acids)
Source: RefSeq, a predicted model, not a curated record